Messenger RNA from Chelonia mydas (Green sea turtle), 4704 nucleotides. It is a transcript of the gene SLC1A7, whose product is annotated as solute carrier family 1 member 7. Gene Ontology annotation, cellular component: plasma membrane. Gene Ontology annotation, molecular function: L-glutamate transmembrane transporter activity; neutral L-amino acid transmembrane transporter activity; glutamate:sodium symporter activity. Bases 1873 to 3573 code for a protein of 566 amino acids. The record is from RefSeq and is a predicted model, not a curated record. Lineage: Eukaryota; Metazoa; Chordata; Testudines; Cheloniidae. Gene Ontology annotation, biological process: L-glutamate transmembrane transport. The transcript is spliced from 13 exons.
AGAAGCUUCUGUACUUUGAAAAAUCUCUUUUCUAAUAUUUGUAAGAUUCCACUUAUUUUCAGUUUUGCCCCAUCUUUUCCUGCUGCUGUCUGAAGGAAUUUUACUGACAACCUAAGACUGAGUUACUUCUGAGAUAGGUACAGGUCACUAAUGUUACACUGAUCUCUGAGUUCCAUCUCAGGGGCUGUACUGUCACUUAAAUACCUCAGGUUUCAGAGUAACAGCCGUGUUAGUCUGUAUUCGCAGACUACAGUAUGGAUCCACAGCAUGGAUCCGAUGAAGUGAGGUGUAGCUCACGAAAGCUUAUGCUCAAAUAAAUUGGUUAGUCUCUAAGGUGCCACAAGUACUCCUUUUCUUUUUAAAUACCUCAAGGAAUUAGUCAUGGGUACUUCACUAGUAGUUUCAUCAAUCAAAUUACCAAGGUGAAAAUAUCUUGGUGUCUAUGCCGCUGUCUUAACUUCUUAUAUAACAGAAGCCUCAAAAAUGUUUUUAAAAUGUUCAGAGGAUGAACAUAUCAAUAAUUAAAGAGGCACUUUUGACUUGAAAUUUUAGCUUUUAAAAAAAGGUUUAACCUAACAGUAGUUUCAGGAACUAUUCUUGCCAUUUAGUCCCCCUUCCAGUUUUUGUGGUUUUAAACUACACUUUCUUGUUUUAAAGUUUUCUCUACCCUGUUGCUUUGUGAAAGACCCACAGGAAUAAAAGGGGAAAUUGAUUCAUUGACUAUACAGGGGAAACAGUGAAAGUCAUUACACACAAAAGUAUUUUCAAAUGUGCAACAUAAACAAAUUACAAUAUAUAUUUUUCUUUAAGUUAUAGUAAUCUUUAGUGCUACAUGUAAUAACAGCACAUUUACAGUCAUAAAUGGGAUUUUUUUUUAAAUUGAUAGUCUCUUUAAAAGAAAGGUAUAAGUAGGAAAAUUCCCGAGUGUAAAUCACGAAAGGAAAAUGCCAUAAUGAUAAUACUUUACACCUAUUUAAGAUACCAUCCUUCAAGAUGAUGAAUGCCUCCCGUGAGGUGCAGAGUGCCCUCAAUUCCCAUUAAAGUGAACAGGAACUGAAGGUGCUCAGCACCUUGUAGGAUCAAGUAACUUCACCACUCUGAUCCUGUUACAGCAGUAGUAUUGUCCCCAUUUUACAGACAUGAAGAGUCUUUCCCAAGGUCAUAUAACAAAUUGGUGGGCUGAGAACUGAACCCAUAUAUAGUAUGUGUUUGGUACAACGUACCGUGGUUAUACCAUUACACAGAUAUGUUAUCAGUGUUCAAGUGAAUGGCUAACAUUUUAUUAAUUAUAGCAUAUGCCAGACUUAAGUUUUUAUUUAUAUUCCCUACUACAGUACAUAAUUAUAGUGUAAAUUUCAUUUUGGAUAGUUUAUUUUCCUGUUAUUACAGAUUGGUGUGAAGCCUCUUGACCUAGAUGUACCACGUAGAAAAGAACCUGAAAUGAAUCCAGGAUUCCUGAGUCUCAGCAUUAUUCCUCUGUCUGGCCUGGAUGUUAGGAGACCAUGCUUCAAGGGUUAAGGAAUGCAUGAAAAUAUUAUUUUUCAUUCAUGUGAGUGUCACUCUGUUCUGACUCACUCUUGUUUUAGAAAUACUACUACAUUCUGUUCUAAUUUUCCAGAGCUCCUUAAUCUUCUUCCAGGUUCUUAAUGAUGUAGUCAAUAAUAGGAUUGUUGGUAUUAAUUUGGAACAAUAAUGCCAGCUGCAUGCUUGGUGGCUAUUGGCAGAGGGGUGACCUUGCUGGUCAGCUAAGCAGUCCUAGAAGUGCUUUGAUCUGAUCUAUACAGAGCUAGAGCUGUCUAUUCUAACAAGGGAAGCUAGUGAGGUCUCUCUGCAUGGGAUGCUGAUUCUUCUCCAAAGAGCACUGAGGACAGCAUGGCAGUGGCAUUUGAUGCAAUGCUGGCUCGGGUCAAGGAUGUUUGUAAAAGAAAUGGUUUGCUCAUUCUGUCAGUAUUGUCUGUCAUAGUGGGAUGUCUUCUUGGAUUCUUCCUCAGGACCAGGCGGCUCUCUCAGCAGGAAAUUAGUUAUUUCCAAUUCCCCGGGGAGUUAUUGAUGAGGAUGCUGAAAAUGUUGAUUCUACCACUGGUUGUCUCAAGCUUAAUGUCUGGGCUAGCAGCCUUGGAUGCCAAGACUUCCAGUCGAUUAGGCAUCAUAACCGUCACUUACUAUCUGUGGACAACAUUUGUGGCUGUGAUUGUGGGAAUAAUUAUGGUCUCCAUUAUCCAUCCUGGUGGAGCAGCCCAGAAGGAGAACACUGAAGAGAGUGGAAAGCCAAUUAUGAGCUCUGCAGAUGCACUGCUAGACUUAAUUCGGAACAUGUUUCCAGCCAACCUUGUUGAGGCCACAUUCAAACAGUAUCGCACCAAGAGCAUUCCUAUCGUCAAAUCCAACAAGGCAGCUUCUGAAAGCACCACUCGUCGGAUCAUAAUAUAUGGGGUCCAGGAUGAGAAUGGAUCCAAUGUCCAGAAUUUUGCCCUGGAUAUCACUCCCCCUCCAGAAGUGAUUUACAAAUCUGAGCCAGGCACCAGCGAUGGCAUGAACGUGCUGGGGAUUGUGAUAUUCUCUGCCACCAUGGGUAUAAUGCUGGGCAGAAUGGGUAACAGUGGAGUUCCCUUGGUCAGUUUUUGCCAGUGUUUAAAUGAAUCUGUCAUGAAGAUAGUGGCAGUUUCUGUGUGGUAUUUUCCUUUUGGAAUAGUGUUUCUUAUUGCUGGCAAGAUCUUGGAAAUGGAUGAUCCUACAGCUAUUGGGAAGAAGUUGGGCUUUUAUGCCAUUACUGUGGUUUGUGGUCUGGUGGUUCAUGGACUGUUCAUUCUGCCAAUGAUGUACUUCUUUAUCACCAAGAAAAACCCCAUUGUUUUCAUCAGAGGGAUUCUUCAAGCCUUGCUAAUUGCUCUGGCCACAUCAUCCAGCUCAGCCACAUUGCCUAUAACUUUCAAGUGCUUGCUGGAGAAUAACCAUGUUGACAGAAGGAUUGCCAGAUUUGUGUUGCCUGUUGGGGCCACGAUCAACAUGGACGGAACUGCCCUCUACGAAGCGGUGGCAGCAAUCUUUAUUGCUCAAGUAAAUAAUUAUGAGCUGGAUUUUGGACAGAUUAUUACUAUAAGUAUCACAGCAACAGCUGCCAGCAUAGGUGCUGCAGGGAUCCCACAAGCUGGCCUUGUGACUAUGGUCAUUGUUCUGACAUCAGUUGGGCUGCCUACAGAUGACAUCACUUUAAUUAUUGCAGUUGACUGGGCAUUAGACAGAUUUAGAACAAUGAUCAAUGUGUUGGGAGAUGCCCUAGCUGCUGGAAUCAUGGCUCAUGUCUGCAGAAAGGAGUUCACCAAGGAUGGUGAUGAGGUGCCAUUGAUCUGUGAACCUAAACCCAUCAGCAUUCAUCAAAUCAUGGCUUACCAGAGAAAUGGAUGUGUGAAGAACAUGAGUGAGUCUCGUGGACCAGAAACAGUGAAAGCGUUUCAGCACCACAUACCUAUACAAGUGGAGCAAGAACUAAACCCAGCUGGGAACCACACAAAGAAAUCCAACAGUAAAGACCACUGCACUAUUGAAAUCAAUGAACUGGAAACAAAUGUGUAAUUGCUACGUUUGAUGGUAUCUGAUACCCAGUGACCUGGUACCCAAAUCACUACCUCACAGCUGGAGAGAGGACUCUGUCUUAUAUGGAAAAAAAUGUGGAGUUAUGGUCAGCAUGCUUGUACCGGAGCUAGGAGAUGAGCUGUGAUCAGAAAAGAUACAAGGGGCUUGAAAGAGAUCAGGGGCUUCUUUAGGGGGAUGAUUUUAAUACUGGGAAAUUAACCAAUGGACAACUUUGGUUCUUUCUGGGCAAACUGAUUUGAUUCCAGUAUAGUAUCUGACACUCCUUUUUUGCUUUGGCUUUUUUAUUUAACCCCUUUUUAAUUAUUUCUGACGAAAGCCUUUUUUUUGCAUCUCACUAAUUACGAACAUGGCAUUUAUGUAGAUGUAUUGCUGCCAGAAACUAAUUCGCAAAACAUAUUGAAAGUGUGCUAAUUUCAUCUUCUCUUCUACUCCUUAAACAAAGAGUUUUCGUUUAGUUUUAGAAUAGCACUAAGAAAAUUGCACUGAUCUCAAGAGGCAAAUCUUUUGUAACUAAUAAUGCCACAAACUGAAAGCAGAGCAAAAUAUUUAUCUGCAAGAAAACACAUUCAAAAAGCUAUUCUGUUAUACACACUUCAAAGACAGGCAUCAAACUGCAAUACAUUGUUCAAAGAUGUCUAGAUUCUUGCAAAGGACAGUUUGCCUUCUAAGUGCCAGAUCCACACAGAAAUUUGUAAAAAUCUAUCUCUGCAGUAGAAUCAGUACAAUAUACCUGCAAUGGCAGAACCAUGCAAGCCCUAACACAUAAGCAUUGGUGCUAAAGAGUGUUCAGUGUUCUCUCCUUUUAUUUAGAGAUUGUUCCACUGUAUAUGUAUAAGCUCAGUGCUCAAAGCUCUUGACGAAUACGCUUCAUUCCAAGGGCAGAAUAAACACAGACUGGAAUCCAAUGCAGAUGAGUAAUAUUUGGGUUUUGUAGGGAGUUUGCUGUGGAAACUGGCUUUUUAUUUUUCAUUAUACCAUGGGUUGGACUAUACUGAAUGUUGUCUCUUUUUUCAGCCAUCUACUGAAUCUUCGGUUACAGUAAAUUCUGCUGGGUGUGUUACCAAUGUUUGCAAUGAAGAACAUUUUUAAAUAAACCUGAUGUUGUGAAAA